Molecule: messenger RNA, 3288 nt
Organism: Lytechinus variegatus (green sea urchin)
Lineage: Eukaryota; Metazoa; Echinodermata; Echinoidea; Temnopleuroida; Toxopneustidae
Gene: wipi2
Product: WD repeat domain phosphoinositide-interacting protein 2-like
Exons: 10
Coding region: 154-1620 (488 amino acids)
Biological process (GO): protein lipidation; autophagy of mitochondrion; nucleophagy
Cellular component (GO): phagophore assembly site membrane; extrinsic component of membrane; cytosol
Molecular function (GO): protein binding; phosphatidylinositol-3,5-bisphosphate binding; phosphatidylinositol-3-phosphate binding
Source: RefSeq, a predicted model, not a curated record
GAAUCUACGAAAUAAUAGAACAAUCUUAUGUAUACAACAACACUGAGAACGAAGACCCAACAAGAAUUCCACAACUUUGAACUUUCUGCUCUAAAAUCAACUGCCAUGCUUCGAAAAUACUAUUCCCACUGACAAGGAAGGAAAUCUGCCUCGAUGAACCUCGCAAAUCAGCCCUCGGAUUCAAAUUCGAAUCUUCUAUUUGUCAAUUUUAAUCAAGAUUAUACAUCAUUAGCAGUAGGCACAAAAACAAGCUACAGACUCUUCUCAUUAACAUCUGUGGACAAGCUAGAGCAGAUCUAUGAACAUGACUCUGAAGAUAUCUGCAUCGUUGAGAGGCUUUUCUCCAGUAGUCUGGUGGCAGUGGUGUCCCUCACAGCACCUCGUAAGCUGAAGGUCUGCCACUUUAAGAAAGGCACCGAGAUCUGUAACUAUAGCUACUCCAAUACUAUUCUAGCCGUCAAAUUAAAUCGCAAGCGAUUAAUAGUGGCGCUGGAAGAAAGUCUCUACGUUCAUAACAUUCGGGAUAUGAAAGUACUACAUACGAUACGGGACACCCCUCCCAACCCCCUGGGGCUGUGUGCCCUGUCCAUCAACAAUGAUAACUGCUAUCUGGCCUAUCCCGGAAGCAGUCAGAUUGGUGAGGUACAGAUCUUUGACACUGUGAACCUACAGGCGGUGACCAUGAUCUCGGCCCACAAUAGCCCACUAGCAGCACUGGCUUUUGAUACCACAGGGACAAAGCUGGCAACGGCAUCAGAGAAGGGCACAGUGAUUCGAGUAUUUUCCAUUCCAGAUGGCAAGAAAUUGUUUGAGUUCAGAAGAGGAGUGAAGAGGUGUGUCAGCAUAAAUUCCUUAGCAUUCAGCGCUGAUUCCAUAUUCUUGUGCGCAUCCAGUAACACAGAGACGGUUCACAUCUUCAAGCUUGAACAGCCAAAAGAAAAACCUACAGAAGAGCCUUCGACAUGGAUGGGUUACCUAGGUAAAGCCUUGAUGACUCCUGCUAACUACCUACCUUCUCAAGUCACAGAGGUACUGACGCAGGACAGGGCAUUCGCUAUCGUCAAGCUGCCCUUUUCAGGGCUCAAGAAUGUCUGCGCACUUGCUAACAUCUCAAAGCCUAGAGUCCUUGUAGCGGCUGCUGAUGGAUUUAUCUACAUCUAUAAUCUAGACCCAACUGAUGGAGGAGAUUGUACGUUACUCAAACAACACAGGUUAGACGGGCAGGCUGACGCAGGGGGCGGAGGACUCGUAGGAGCUACGUCAGGAGCAUCAGCAGGAGGAGAAGGAGCCAGCAGUGCUGGAUCCGAGGAGCACAGUGAAGGAGCCGAAGCCAAGGGAGGCGCGUUGGGCGAGCAGGGGUUCUCGCCGGCUCCUGCGAAGACGUUUGCUGCGGCCACAGGGGGAUCCAGGAAUGUUGAUCUGCUUUCAUCGUCGCCACAUAGAAGUCCUGCUCGAGAACCAAUGUUACCUAGCACAGUAGACCACAGGCACGAUGACCUAUUAGUAACCGCUGCUACAGAUGAUAACCAAUUCUCUUCCCCUGGGAUGGCCGCUGGACUCAAUCAACUACGCUUGGAUGAUGACAAUGAAUUCCCUCCCAUGAUGCAACACACAGAAUGAUCCCCUGUAAUAUGGUUCUGUUUGGCUAUCCAUAUAACAUUGCAUCACAUAUGGCAAGCCAUCUUUGCCAUAAAUUACAUUGUCCAUUGGUCUCUGAUAGGAUGGUGAAGCUUACUCACAAAUUUUAUAAAUAGUUAUUUUCUGCCAAAAAUAAAUUGUAGAAAAUGUAAAUUUUAUAGAUAAGAUUUGUGAGCAAAAUCUGUCCACUUCUAUGAGACCAUUGGCAGAGGCAGACAAUGUCAUGAAUGGCCUGCCAUAGAUAGAGUGCAAUGUCUUACAAUUUAUAUCCUUUAUGAUAUGCCAGUCUGGAUUCAUCUGUUGUGUAUCUUUGUGUUGAUGUUCUUGUGGCUGUGCAAAUUCCAAACCGACUCUGCUUGUCUACCGAAGAGUUGAUUUUAAGUGCAAGUGGGCAUAUUGUUAUAGAGAUUAUUAACCAAGAUUCUAUUUACACAACCUUCCCUUUCCCUUCCGAAAUUCAAAUUAUUAUUUUUAAAUAUCGUUAUCACGUUCAGCCCAUCUAUCAUUCAUUUUCAAGAUAAAAAAUUCAAAGUUCCUGUACAUUUGCCCUUAUAUGUGAUCGUACAUGAUUAAUGAAAUGGUAAAUUCAUUUGUAAGAAAACAUCUGUUGUUUUAUGUCAUAUGUGUUUUCCAGCAAUUUUUUCCCCAAGAGUGAAGGAUUUUCGUAAUUAGAAACAUUUAUCAACUGAAAGAUCUCUGUGGACGCUCUCUUUCCAAGGAUAUUUGAUUCUUUGGCAAUACCCUUACCUGAAUAUUCACAUGCUUGAACAAUUAUAUAUGCUUGUUUCACUGUAAUUGCAUGUAUUCUGAAUGAUAGAUGCACAACACAUUGCUAGUACAAGAAGAUCACUACAUUUCAGCAUAUCAGAUUCAUUCUAAAAAGCAUUGAUAGGGCUUUUACAAAUGUCAUUUGAUGUGUAAUUUGCAACCGGUAUUUUAUGCAGUGCUUGUAGGCCAGAAUUUUUUCUUUUGGUAGAUAUUUUGUCAUGAUAUUGGACACAAUGAUUUUUGGGAGGUAUAUAAUUCAAAUGGUGAAGGAAAAACAGUAAUUUUGAAUGAAAGAAUACGAGUUGUACAUGUUGAACAAUACCAGGGGUGUGAGAGUUCAGAUUUUAUCUGACUUCAAAUUUUUUUGUUUUGAUUUUCAGCUUAAUUUCAGCUUUUUUUUUGGCUUUCCACUAUACAGAAAGAAUGGGAGCUCCUUUAAUUUCAGACUUUUUCAACACUCUUCAGCUUUUUUCAGAUCUUUUUAUUUGUGACCACUCACACCCCUGCGAUACAUUGGUAAGUCAAUGAACAGUUAGUUUCACAUCGAAUGAAGUUGGACUUAUAUCAUUAUUGAAUUCCAGGAAAUCAUUUCACUAGCCAUUUGUCAUCUGACUAGUCAGGGGCCCAUUGCAGAAAGAGUUGCAAUCAAUCGCAACUCAAAAAAUCCUGCCCAACUUGAUUUUCAGCGCGCAUUUUUGACUUGCGAUUGAUUUUUUUACUUGCGUUUAAACGCAACUCUUUCUGCAACGGGCCCCAGAUCAGACAUCUUUGAUUGACUGAGAAGCAAAGAUGUCUGAUUGUCGAUAAAAAGAGACCACGGUGAAUUUUAGAUUGCACUCCCAAAACAUGAUUUUGUAAAAUAUUGAACAAAACUUGUAUAUU